AUGUCACGUAUUGCAAUACUAUGUGUUUUGCUUCUCCUUUUGUUUUUCUGUCAUGGUGAUGCUUUACGCAUUCCGCCAGACUCUGAUUAUUCUACAAUUGAGGGAGAUGACGAAACAUUUUAUAGGGUUGCAAACCUUUCUCCUAUCGGUCGUGAUCCACCUCUUGCUUCCAUAGGGCAGCACUUCAUCACUCUCCAGGAAUGGCUGUACCUCCCAGAGUCUCAUGAAAUGUCGAAAACGCUGCGGCACUCAGAACUUACUAAAGGUAAGGGCCCUGACGCAGGUCAUGAAAAGAAUUCAUAUUUUUCACGUAUUUUCAGUUUUGGAAUUCGUCAAGGCAAGUCGCCAGUUCUGUCUGAAAUCGAUUCUCACGGCCGAUAUGUUGUGGUCGCACGCCAUGAAUUUAAUUCUUUACAAAAAACAAACAAAGAGCAAGUAAAAAGUAGCGAUACUUUGGGUCGAAGGGUGCCUUUUUCAAGCUCGAAAUAUCCACAUGUUGUAGAUCCACUUUCAGUUCUGAAGCGUAGCGAGCUUGAGGUACAUGUCAUCGACUCGAGCCACAUUUUAGUAUAUUUACCCACUGGGGAUGAAAGCGAUAUCGCUGCCGCGUUGACAUCCCAAUCUAUAACGCUUAGUGAUUCUUUAGGAGAGUGGAAGCUAAUUGACGUAUACGGCGGGAAGGGCAAUGCAAAGCCAAGACUUGAAUUGGUCCUAUUUAAGAUUGCCAGACCUUUAAAGGAGCUUUUGACUGCCGCACAAGCCUGCAAUAGAAAAAGAUGCGACGUCUUUGUUGCACAUGCGAAAAAAAUUUCAACACAGACUCACUCUCUGCUUUCAUCUUCUCUUCCUUUUGAAUCUAUGCAAGAACUACGGAUUAUCGUUUCAACUGCUCGUGGGCAGUCCCGACAGGUGGCCAAAGAUCUUGCUCGCAUUGGUGUAAUUCAAGAUGUCGAAUACGGGGGAAAUAGGACUGACGUGUUUGGAGUAGAGGUUCUUCCCCCUCGUGGGGCUCUAAAUAGUAACUCAUGUAAGUUUUUUGUUGCCGAACCAACAGGUCUUCCCAACGAUGCGACCGGAAUUGUACGAGUGAAUCUCGUGUUUCCUCUGCCAGAUGUGCAAACCUAUAAUGCUUCCCCAAACACUAGAUCCGAUGUGCUGAGGUCUGCGUGUUCUUGUGUGCUUGAUAUUUUUAAAAUCGCUUUUCAUCCUUCUGUGCGCUGGCUUGAGGCAAGUCCGACGCGUGUGGAACUUCAUAAUUUCAAAGGCUCUGCUAUUGUUCAAAGCGGCUACACUGAUGAUAAGAACUUUGGUCUAGCGACGCCACUGCGAGAUGCAGGACUGAAUGGUACGGGUGAAAUAGUUGCUAUCGCUGAUUCCGGUGUGGACGUCCAGAGUUGCUAUUUUCGAGACCCAAAACUUGAUGUCGCGCACUACCCCGACGUGAAUUCCAAUCACCGAAAAAUUAUUUCGUAUCAUGGAUGUUUCAACAGCAAUACGAACGAUAUGGAUUACACAGAUUCUCUACAAGGGCACGGCACCCACGUCACAGGCAGUGCCCUUGGUUCCCUGAUCUUCGACUCUGAUAAUUCUCAAGAACAUUCGGAGGAUCAGAUUAAUUUAUUGCGGCACAACGGAUUAGCACCAGGUGCUAAACUUUUUUUUCGUGAUUUAGGUUGCCAGAGCCCAACUCUUCUGACAAUACCCGAUAAUGUUUCGGAAAUUUUUGAUUCUGGGUAUGAAAACGGUGCUCGCAUCUUCUCCAAUUCCUGGGGAUAUUAUGGUAUGAGGGAGUAUACCUCUUUGGAAAAGCAGAUCGAUGACUAUGCCUAUAGACAUGAUGAUUUGCUAUUAUUGUUCGCAGCUGGAAACAGUGUUCGUGAUGGGAUCUCGAUGCCUGGGACUUCUAAAAACGUUCUCUCAGUCGGCGGUCACGAUAAUUCUUUCAACGCUCUGGAGCAAAAUCGAAUCCCUUUUUACUCUCGUGGCCCGACGUACGACAAUCGGAUGAAGCCCGAUAUUGUUGCCCCAGGGGGGAUUGGGGUGGUAUCAGCCAAAGCAAACGCCAAGUGCGCGACUUCCAUCAAGGCAGGAUCUUCCAUGGCGACUGGAUUCACGGCGGGCGCGGCGGCUCUUGUGCGGGAGUAUCUGCGCACACGGCUCGCCAAUAACGCGCCUUCUGGCUCCCUAAUGAAGGCUCUGAUGAUUCACAGCACGGUUCCCUUGAACCUAAAAGAUGAAAGCGGGUAUGGACGUCUGGAUCUCUCCAUCGCGUUUGGCAAUAUUUAUCGUUUGACGAAGAGAGCGAAUACCAAGGUUGUAGAGGUACAGCCAGAGUUAUGGAUGGUUGAACGAAAGGCGAUCUCGAACGGGGAUACAGACAUGUACUGUUUCUCCGCUGCGGAUCCCAUUACAAUCAAAAAUGUGUUCAACUCCGCUGAUGCAACUGCUGCUGAUCUAGAGCCUAAAACAAUGGGGCUUAAGGCUACCUUGGUGUGGACAGACAUCCCGAUCGCACUUGAGGGCUCGGCGCGAACUUUGGUGCAUAAUCUUGAUCUUGUUAUUAUUGACUACACAGGUGCAAUUCAUUAUUCAAAUACCAAAAAACCCAAAGUUCGUUUUUUAGAUCGCACUAAUAAUGCGGAGCAGGUGCAGAUCGAGCUGACAGAAGAGCUUAGUACGAGCUUUCGCAUAUUAGUCUACGGUGAAGAAAUUCGGGCUAGCCCAUCCCAAACGUACUCCCUCGUGGUCUCCGCUCCCGGUUUAAAGGAAAAAACAGACUGCUUCGCCGAGUUUAAGCGUUUGGAGGAGCGCAGCACGCAUGUGCAAUGCCCUGGCAAUUGUAGCUACCGCAUUGGUGCCCAAUGUCUUUCCGACAGCCGGAUGUGUGAGUGUCCGAAAAACAUCACCUACUACGACUGCUCUCUCUGUGAUGCGAGAGCCCACUGUAAUGACAACGGUGUCUGCAAUGACAAUACGAUGACUUGUAUUUGCUUCCCUGGUAUGCAUUUUUCCGAUCCCUACUGCAGUAUUUGUUCUGAAGGGUGGUAUGGACCGAGGUGUGAUUUUGAUUGUUCUUGCAUGAACAACGGCAUAUGCGAUAAGUCCUUAGGGCUCUGCAAGUGCUCACAAAAUCAUAUAUAUGGCGUCGAUGGUUGUUUCGAGGGACGAAGCUGCGAGUAUUGCUGCCGCAAUUUUGCUGGUAAACAUUGCAAUGAGCGAAGUUACUGGUGCGAUGCGAAUGGUGGCUUAGUAGAGGCAAAUGAUCCAGGAGGGGGGUACAUUCAGAUCAAUGGAUUCAAUAAAUAUACUUACAUUUCAACGUGUCAUUGGCGCAUCGUAGCACCUCCGGAGCGUCGGAUUUUGAUUGAAUACAUAGAGUUUAAUGUCAGCAACGGAUCCGAGCUGCGUAUAUACGAUCUAAAGUCCAAAUAUGGCUUAGAAACCCCUCUGCGCAAAGAUAUUGGGCAGCUAAAUGAAAAGGUCAAAGUAAAAUCAAUAGGAAGUACCUUGAUUCUCGACUUUGUUUCUGAUUGGUCUCCAUAUCAAGGCGGGUUUCUUCUUUAUUAUAGAUUUUUCCCUCAGAUCGAAUGUCAGAUCAGCUGCAAGGCCCCAUUUGAUCUUCACCAGGGCGUUUCACCGGUUCUGAUGUGCGGCCAAAUUUUAGGACUUCCAGAAUGGUGUAUUUGCACACCUCUUCAAGUAGGAUUGAACUGCAACGCUAGUAGAGGCAGCUUUGACUUUUUAGGAAAUAAUAGCGAGGCCAUAAGACGACACUUGCGUCCUCAAUUCAGUUUCAUUAGUUCUAAAGCGCAUCUGGUACUGGAUGCGUUGCCCUCCGAAGAGGUACUACAUGGUAUGUCGAACGUGGGGUCUGGCCAAAAUUCAGAAAAAGGUGAAAUGUUAAAUAAAAAAAUAAAGCCUGCCUCAAAUUCUUGGUGGACUUCUCAGACGAUCUCAACGGAAGGCAUCGCUCGCAUGCCAUUAGUUGCAAACGGCUAUUCACUAUUGCGUGUGUAUGCACCUAUUGAAUCGAGCUUCUCAUUUCUGGAAGAAAAGAAUAGGAAAGGAGUCAAAUGGUUUGUGAAUCUUACGUUUAUUCCUAUCAACGGGACGUGGGCACAUCAAAUACAGGGCCUUAAGCUGGGUGUCUCACUAGUCGAUCAUUUGGAUAAUGAUUUCUUCUUCAACGACUUUUCUAUAAUACAGCUUCUAGAUCUCUACACAUGCCGAGACAAACCUGUGUUAUCCAUGCUAGUCCCGCUAAAUGUGAAAACAUUGGGGGCCAACGAGGAUGGAGAAUCAUGGGCCACCGUGGAGUUGUUUGUUACACUAUUAUGGAAUGCCAGUGAACCGGCUCCGUCACAAUUUCAAAAGUAUCUAACUAUGGAUACGGUAGUCUUCGCGAGCGCGCAGCGAUACAACACUUCAUCGAUGAAGAUCAAUUCCUCUAAAUUUGGUUAUAUUAAUGAGCCUAAUGUACGCGUUGGCCACAACCAAACUCAGUUAAUGAAUGAAGUGGAUUUACAUCUUACUUGCAAACCCCGACAAAGCUUUAACGUGGGAGCAGGACGCCUGCUGAAACUAUCUCGCAUGAAAAUGGUGAAUGAGCCUAUAUAUAAACACCAUUGUUAUUUAACGACGAUGCAGUAUGUCUUGAUUAUCGUUUUUUGUUUUGUUUGUGCGACAGGAAUCACUAUUUACCAAAAAAAAAUGAAGACAUGGUUCGAACGCCUAGAGUUGAGUUUUGUAUUAUAG
Messenger RNA from Phytomonas sp. Hart1, 4755 nucleotides. The record is from the annotation of a GenBank genome assembly. NCBI's taxonomy places the organism in Eukaryota, Euglenozoa, Kinetoplastea, Trypanosomatida, Trypanosomatidae.